GCUGUGCCCCGCUGCGGAGGAAGCCCCCCGCCCGAGCCUGACAGCGGGGAAAUCCCUUCCUGCCCCGACAUAUAGCAGCAGUCUGAGCCCGCGCGCAGGGGCAAGACCCCCCGGCCAGGCCGCCCGCAGCUCAGCCGGGCACGGCCCCCUGCUCCGGGCUGCUGCUCCCUGGGGUGACGCGGCGGCUCGUGCCCCCCAGGGCACCCCGCAAGGAUGAGGAGCCUGCUCUUGGCAUCUCUGCUGCUGGCCGUGUCGCCCACCUGGGCCGCGCCGCAGGACGGUGCCCACAGGCCUGAGCCUGGUGCCGCGGAGAAGCUGGAGCCGGUGGGCAACCCCCUGCACCCGGGGCAAGCGGAGCUGCAGCUGCUGCAGAGCUACCUGAGGAGCCUCCAGCCAGUGGGCCGGGACCCCAGCAGCAUGACUCGGGAGCAAGUGCUGCUGUACCUCUUUGCGCUGCACGACUAUGACAAGAGCGGGCGGCUGGACGGGCUGGAGUUCCUGCGGCUGCUGAGCGAGGAGCAGGCCUGGCAGGCCCAGGGGCGCCCUGCCCCGGACGCGCAGGUGAUCAUGGUGGUGGACACGAUCCUGGAGAUGCAGGACCUAGACGGGGACGGGCUGCUGGACCCCUCGGAGCUGCUCCGGCUGCCCCUCAAGGGCCAGAGCCUCGUCCCUGCCCCUGCCCAGCUGGGUGCCCCCGAGGGAGGGCAGGAUGUGGAGCCACAGAUCCCUGAGGAGCCGGAGGAGCCUCUUGAGACAGCUGGCAAAGCCCCUGAGAUGGGCACGGAGCCCCCCGAGGCUGCGGGGGCCUGGCAGGAGCAGGCAGGGGCUGCAGACCCCUUCCGGCAGGAGGAGGAUGGCACGCGGGAGGCUCCGGGGACGCCCGAGGACAAGGCUGGACCGCCCCACGGGCAGGAGAACAAUGACGAGAUCUAGGCCCCGCUCUGGACUCGGCCGGGAGGGGUCCGGGCCCAGGAGCGUCCCUGUGGCUCGGAGCUGCCCCCGCCCUGCCCUGCCCUGCCCUGCCCCCCAGCGCUGCAGGAAACCGAGGAAGGCAUCGGGGCUGCGCGGAUCCCCACAUCUGCACUCAGGGAAGAGCCAGGGUGCAGGUGCCCCCUCACCGGAGGGGGUGCAGCUGCCCCCAGGUAGGGGACACCGGGCCAUGUGCAAUCCCCCAUGUAACCCCUGUUUGGACCAGACAA
Molecule: messenger RNA, 1199 nt
Organism: Alligator sinensis (Chinese alligator)
Lineage: Eukaryota; Metazoa; Chordata; Crocodylia; Alligatoridae
Gene: CGREF1
Product: cell growth regulator with EF-hand domain 1
Exons: 5
Coding region: 214-933 (239 amino acids)
Molecular function (GO): calcium ion binding
Source: RefSeq, a predicted model, not a curated record